UCAGAUCUAAGCCACAGGCUGAGUGUCGCACUGGAGGAAGGCCGAGUCUUCAUCCCGGUUACCCCGGCUGGGUGAGGGGCUUCGGGGACAAUUCCUGGGCCAGUGGAGGUGUCGUUUCCGCCCGUGGCAGACAAAUCGGGGCGCGAGGGCGGGCACGUGUGGACCUCUAAGCGCUCCUGGAUCAGGACGAGAGCGCGCCUGGCCUCGUCCUCUGCGGAUUCCGCCGCGAGGUUCCUUAAAGACUGCAGCUUGAAGUUCCCGCGGUUGCCGGGAGGCUGGGCUUCGGAGGAAGGUAUCAAGAAACAAUGUUUCUUUGAAUUUGCUUCUGUAUUUGCUUCAUCAAUGUCAUUCAUUUUGAGUAUCUUACGAGAGAUGCUGGAAUAUUUUGGUGUUCCCAUAAACCAGGUUUUACACAUUUGGGAAAACAAAGACUAUGGAUCAGCUCGGAGUAUUGUUCGUAUCAUUGGGAAAUUUCUUCCUUUAGAACCUUGUCCCAGGCCUAAUUUCGAGCUGGUUCCGCUCUUGAACUCUGUGGACCCGGCUCACUGUGGAUCUGUAGUUCCGUCUUUUGCUGACGUUUGGUGUGUGGCAAAUGAUGAGGAAGCCAGUUAUCUCAGAUUUCGAAAUAGUACAUGGAAAAAUGAAGAAGAGGAGAAAAUUGCAUCUUUUCAUCCUCUGCAACUAGUUGAAGGUCCAUUGACACCUGCUUUAAGGCAUAACAAACCAAGAGAAAAUGAUUGGCCUGAAAGUGAAACUGCAAUUAAAAAAAUAGCUGCCCUUGAAGAUGAGCUAGCUUUUCUUCGCUCUCAGAUUGCCACAAUUGUGGGACGGCAAGAACUGGGGAACAGUACAGAAGCUGGUUUCUUGGACUUGAAUGACAGGCCUAGUGGUUUUGGACAAAAGCCAUCAUCAGGGGCUACUCAACUCAAUGUCAAAGAAGACUCGUUUUCAAGUUCAGUGCUUCCUUCUUCUCUUCCUCCACCACCGCCUCCUCAGAUAUCUUCUGUACAGCAUCCAUGUUCUUCUCUCACAAAAAUAGCAUCUAAUAAUAUUUGUGCAUCAGAUAAUUCAACAACUGAAGGGAAAAAUCUGCAACCAGAUGCUAGGAAGAACAAUUAUAGUCAUCAUUCAAAACACCAGAAAAAUGAAGAUAUUCCAAACAUGUUGGAUGUUCUAAAGGAUAUGAAUAAGGUUAAACUACGUGCUAUUGAAAGGUCUCCUGGAGGCAGACCCAUUCAUAAAAGGAAAAGAGAAGACUCACCUUGGGAUCCAGUGUCUCUAAUAUCCCAUGCACUUAAGCAGAAAUUUGCGUUCCAAGAAGAUUCCUUUGAGAAAGAAGAUAAUUGUUGGGAGUCUUCUCCAUUUUCUAGUCCAGAAACUUCAAGGGUGCGCUUAUAAUUUUGGACCCUGUCUUUCAAGUCAGAAGUAUGUUGAACUAAAGGAAGAACCUACAAACCCAGCAGGUGUAGACCAAGCCAUGAGCAACAGGGGCUGUGUCUACACCUCGAAGGCAGGACUGCAGAAGUAUACCUACACGCCUGUGAAAGGAUCGCGUCUCCUGUUAAUGAAUUUAAAUGUAGUCCAUACACUGGGGUAUGUUAGUGCAAAGGUCUGAAGGAUGCUGACCUGUGUCUGGUUUUUAUAAGAUCCAACAGUUAACGGGCUACUGAUGAUAGUCGGGUGUAUGGAUCUUUUUCAUUUUUUCCCACAUAUGUUAAGUUUAUUAAAGCUGAAUAAAUACUUUGAAUGAUUUUCCUAAGAGCUAAAUAGUAAACGAUUUAAUGUUUCUCAUUUGAGAACGGUAAGACCUCAUUAUAAGGUAACAGAAACCAUUUAGUGGAUUAAGAAAGUAAUGUAAACUAAGUCUGUAUUGUACUACACAGUCGAUGAUGGUACAUUUGGGUUUUUAAAAAAGAUUUCUUAAAUCAGUUAUGACUUGCUUAUUUAAGCGUCUUUGACUCUUCUAAAGAUUGGUAGUGGUGUGGUCUACUUGGCCUCCAGCAACUUGGAGAUUUUCAAAGAAUAUAAACUUAUAAUUUUUUCACUAACUAAGAGAGUCAUACCUUGAAUCAUAGACUGAACCCCCUAAAACCCUUGAGGUGAUAAAGAAUUAUUCUUAAAGCUGAUUUUGACUGUUAAAUGCUCAAUUGUAGAAGUAUUUAAAGAAUCUGCCUGAUAAGUUUUGUCUACACUUGCUAUGUAAAUAUGUACACCUGUCAUUUUUUUCCCUUUGUUCUCUAUUGUGCUCUGUUCCUUUGUAAGUAAAUACACCUUUUUG
Molecule: messenger RNA, 2278 nt
Organism: Odocoileus virginianus texanus
Lineage: Eukaryota; Metazoa; Chordata; Mammalia; Artiodactyla; Cervidae
Gene: MTFR2
Product: mitochondrial fission regulator 2
Biological process (GO): mitochondrial fission; aerobic respiration
Cellular component (GO): mitochondrion
Source: RefSeq, a predicted model, not a curated record